AAAGUUUACUCGUGUUCUGCGUCUCUAGUAUCAGUCUUUCUCCUAGCAGGCCGUGAUAUUCGACGCACGCAUUAUACUUCCCAUUACUUUUAACAGAAAACACACACAUACAGGGAGAGAAAGAGGGAGAGAGAGAGAGAGAGAGAAGGGAGGGAAAGAGAGAGAGAUUGAUAGAGAUUUAGGAAGAGGGUGAAGUGAAAAGUGAGAAGAGCCUCACUGCCGAUCUGUCCCGAAGAUUACAGCGGCAAACAUCAUUAUUGGAAUAAUGAAGAGGGAAGCUGAUGCGGGCGCCAUGACAGGUUCAGGAGGGCCAACCAGUCCUCACAAACGUUAUCGACAGGGUGACGAUGAACUUCGUCUUCUCAUUCCCAGCAAGGUUGCUGGAUCUAUAAUAGGCAAGGGAGGACAUAACAUCACAAAGCUCCGAAGUCAGUACAAAGCCUCAAUCAUUGUACCCGAUUGCCCCGGACCCGAACGAGUUUUGACUAUCAGUUCCGAUCUGACAACAGUUCUUCAAGUCCUCAACGAGGUCGUACCUAAUCUUGAAGAGAAUGGUUCCCGACAUGGAAGUGACGAAAUUGAUGUACGUAUGCUGGUACAUCAGAGUCAAGCUGGUUGUGUCAUCGGUAAGGGAGGUUUAAAAAUCAAAGAACUACGCGAGAAAACUGGAGCCAGAAUCAAGAUCUACUCCAACUGCUGCCCACGCAGUACGGAUCGCUUGAUCAGCAUCUGCGGGAAGCCAACGACGUGCAUAGAAUGCAUCCGCGAAUUAAUCGCUACCAUUAAAACAUCGCCGUUGAAAGGUGUGAAUAGUCCAUACGACCCUCACAACUUUGAUGAUUAUUAUGCAGACGAAUAUGGUGGUUAUGGAAGUGGAGAUGGCGGCCAAGGAAGAGGCAGUGGUUUUGGAGGUGGUCCAGGAGGUCGUGGAGGCGGAGGUGGUGGUGGUGGAGGAGGUGGCGGCGGAGGAGGUGGCGGCGGAGGUGGAGGUGGCGGAGGCGGAGGUGGUGGAAUGCCACCAAGACGAGACAAUCGUGGUGGUGGCGGAGGUCCCGGUGAUAUGAAUCGUGGUUUUCCACCAUCGUCAAGAGGUGGACCUCGUGGAGGAGCUGGUGGAGGAGCGGGAGGUGGUGGAAUGACGGGUGGCCCGAUGGAUCGUGGAUAUACUGGUAACUCGAGAGCUGCUGGAGGUGGUGCUGGUAACGGUGGUGGAUACGACGGAGGAAGGAAUGCCGGCUAUGCUGGAAAUAGGGCUGGCCCGCCACCUUAUGCUACUGGAAAUUAUAACGGAGAUGGUUGGGGUAUGCAAGGUAGUGGUGCACCAAACGGUUUAGGCGGUGCUGGUAACUCAGGAAUGAGUGGUCCAUCAAUGGGUGGAAACAAUCAGGGAAAUCAAAACAAUAUGAGUGGAACCAAGACUAGUACUCAAGUCACCAUCCCUAAGGACCUCGCAGGCGCAAUAAUUGGUAAGGGUGGAGCAAGAAUCAGGAAAAUCAGAUCGGACAGUGGCGCUUCGAUCACUAUAGACGAGCCAUUACCUGGUAGUAAUGACCGGAUUAUCACAAUAAUCGGCUUACCCAGUCAGAUACAGAUGGCUCAGUACCUUCUACAACAGAGCGUACACGAAAAUGCUGAUCAUUAUUAACAAGGAAGAAAAAAAGAAGAAAAAAAAUAAAGAAGAUUAAAAAAAAAGGAAAAA
Molecule: messenger RNA, 1699 nt
Organism: Vespa crabro (European hornet)
Lineage: Eukaryota; Metazoa; Arthropoda; Insecta; Hymenoptera; Vespidae
Gene: HnRNP-K
Product: heterogeneous nuclear ribonucleoprotein K
Exons: 12
Coding region: 266-1645 (459 amino acids)
Biological process (GO): regulation of mRNA splicing, via spliceosome; regulation of transcription by RNA polymerase II
Cellular component (GO): nucleus; cytoplasm
Molecular function (GO): mRNA binding
Source: RefSeq, a predicted model, not a curated record